GAUUUGGCACGUCGAGAGAAAUUUCAACGUCCGUGCUUGUCCUUGAUUAUAUAUAUAUAUAUACAUUAAUUGGCCUGGCUUUUUGAGAAAAGCAGAGAAGGAAGCAUGGCAAUUUCAGAUUUGCUCAAUCGGCGCAUGCGAGCCCGCCCAGAUGAGGAUGACGACGGAUAUUCAGAUCCAUCCGGAUCGGAAGCGAGCAACGCGAAUGUUGGUCUUUCGGAUGAAUCGGGGUUGGAGGGUGGGAGUGAUGAUGAUGAUGAUGAUGAUGAAGGCAGUGACCAGUCUCGCGGGUCCGAGUCCGAGUCCGAAGAUCCAGACGAAGAAAGCGACCAAGAUAGCAGCGAAGAGGAGGAUGACGGCGAAAACGACGUCCAAGCCUCACUGAGCAACAUAUCUUUCGGCGCCCUUGCCAAGGCCCAGGCGUCUCUCGGCCCCAAGGCCAAACGGAAUGCCAAAGCUCUCAAGAGGAACAAGGAUGAAGAUGCCGGCUCAACGUCAUCGCCACUAGACGAUAUUCGAGCCCGAAUCCAAGAGGCCAGGGAACAAAAGCGCAAGGCGUCACUCAAGUCCAAAGAUGCGGACAAGCCCGCACGGUCGUCCAAACACGCACCCGCGGUGCAGUCCUCUAAAUACGCCGUUUCCCGGAAACGCACUGUUAUCGAGGCGCCCAGUUUGCCCAAAUCCCGAGACCCGCGGUUUGACCCGACGGUUAUUGGUGGCCGACAUAAUGCUGCGGGCCCGAGCAAUGCGUACGCUUUCUUGGAUGAUUAUCGCGCUUCGGAACUUAAAGAGAUGAAAGAACAACUUGCCAAGACGAAGGACCCUAAGCAGAGAGAGGCGCUACAGCGAGAUAUCCGCUCGGCUUCAGAUCGUCUACGCACUAUUGAAAACAAUAAACGAGAGAAGGAGAUCCUGGCGGAUCACAAGAAGAAAGAGAAACAGCUUAUUCGUGAAGGAAAGAAGAGCACACCGUACUUCUUGAAGAAGUCGGAGCUUAAGAAACAGGUGUUGUUGAAGAAAUAUGAAAGCAUGAAUUCUAAAGACCGGGCAAAGGCACUCGAGAGAAGACGGAAGAAGGCUGCUUCGAAGGAAAUCAAGGCAAUGCCCAUGGCUCGCAGAGGAUUUGGCGGAGACGAUGCCCCUGACUUUAGUGGAAGUCGGAAACGACGACGGGUAGAAUGAUGUCGCUAUACGAAUGGCUAAUUAGGAAUAUUCGUCUUGGUCCUGCGCCGAAAACUGCAUAAAUUUCGUUUCUUCAAAAUACUACCAAGGUGAUGCUCAAAGCAUGUAUUAGGACGACCAAAACAUUAUUAGUUGACAUUAUCCAAAACUACCCGCAUCCCUUCCUUGUCACAUAAUGAGACACUAAAUGAGGUCUCAGGAUUACCGUGGUCCUAAUAAAUCCAAAGAAGAAGAGGAGAAAUGAUAAUGAACAAAACUAAUGGUAUCGCAACAAAGCAUCAAAACCAUGACAAAGAUCGCCGAAAUAUGAGAGAUCUGGAACGAGGUAUGGACGUAAUGUAAUUCUUUGGGGGGGAAAUGGGGGAGGGAAGAUAGAAAAACUCCUCAGAAACGCCAUCAAA
Messenger RNA from Aspergillus ochraceoroseus IBT 24754, 1583 nucleotides. RefSeq names its product putative pre-rRNA processing protein (gene rrp36). The transcript is spliced from 2 exons. The record is from RefSeq and is a predicted model, not a curated record. Gene Ontology annotation, biological process: maturation of SSU-rRNA from tricistronic rRNA transcript (SSU-rRNA, 5.8S rRNA, LSU-rRNA). Gene Ontology annotation, cellular component: nucleolus; 90S preribosome. Bases 106 to 1182 code for a protein of 358 amino acids. NCBI's taxonomy places the organism in Eukaryota, Fungi, Ascomycota, Eurotiomycetes, Eurotiales, Aspergillaceae.